Molecule: messenger RNA, 2424 nt
Organism: Ostrinia nubilalis (European corn borer)
Lineage: Eukaryota; Metazoa; Arthropoda; Insecta; Lepidoptera; Crambidae
Exons: 8
Coding region: 74-2365 (763 amino acids)
Cellular component (GO): extracellular matrix
Source: RefSeq, a predicted model, not a curated record
CGUUGCUAUAUAAACGCGGCUUCCUUCAUGCCAUACAUUCAUUCUUUGGGUGGAUUAACUCAAGUAUAACGAAAUGGCUGCUAAGUUUGUCGUAGUGCUCGCCGCGUUGGUGGCCGCGUGCCAGGCGUCCGUGGUGCCCCUUGCGCGAGCAGACGCCGACUACACCAGCUUCGCGUACGACGUGGCCGACCCCAACACCGGCGACUACAAGAGCCAGGUGGAGACGCGCGUCGGCGGCACCGUGGCCGGCCAGUACUCGCUGCUGGACGCCGACGGCACCAAGCGCACCGUGGACUACACCGCCGACGACGUCAACGGCUUCAACGCCGUCGUGCGUAAAGACCCCGCCGUGGUUGCUGCCCCAGUGGUCGCUGCUGCCCCUGCCGUGGUUGCCUCCGCCCCUGUGGUUGCCUCCGCCCCUGCCGUCGUCGCCGCGCGCACCGUAGCUUCUCCCGCUGUCUACGCCGCCGCUCCCUCCGUCUACGCCGCUCCCUCCGUCUACGCUGCUCCCUCCGUUUACGCUGCUUCUGCUCCCUCCGUCUACGCUGCUUCUUCUCCCGUAGUCGCCGCUCCCUCUUUCUACUCCGCUCCCCUCUCCUACGCCCAAGCCCCUGUCACCUACUGCGGAUGUAACCACAAUCCUGACGAGGGUAUAAAAACGUUCAAGGACUAUUUAAAUGGCACCGCAAUGAGGCUGUGCAUAAAUAUGGACUAUUUUGAGCAGCAGGAUAUUAUUAUGUCUGUCGACGGCGGGAGAAGCUACGGUGCGCGCGGCGACGACGGCAGGGGCGGAGGCGACCACGGGAGCGGAGGCAACCACAGGCGCGGAAGCAACCACGGCAGGGGCAGCAGCGACCACCGGGGCAGCAACCACAGCGGGGUCUUUACGCACGACGGCGUUGAAGCCGUUGACGUCGUCGGCGGUGUAGUCCACGGUGCGCUUGGUGCCGUCGGCGUCCAGCAGCGAGUACUGGCCGGCCACGGUGCCGCCGACGCGCGUCUCCACCUGGCUCUUGUAGUCGCCGGUGUUGGGGUCGGCCACGUCGUACGCGAAGCUGGUGUAGUCGGCGUCUGCUCGCGCAAGGGGCACCACGGACGCCUGGCACGCGGCCACCAACGCGGCGAGCACUACGACAAACUGGAACAACAAAAAGACAUAUUAACUAAUUGUAGAAUAAGAGAUUGGGAACCACGGUUCACGCCCCUGAAACUGCUGGUGCACCAGCACCACCAGGAUUGCAGACCAGCCGGCACCGUAGCCGCUGUAGCCAGCGCCGUAGCCGCCAUAGCCGGCGUAGCCUACAGGCGAUGCGUAGCCGAGAGCACGACCGUACGACGCGGGAUGUUGAGCCAGUCCAUCUUUACGGACGACUGCGUUGAAUCCGGUGUGAGGGUCGGCUUGGUAGUCCACAAUGCGUUUGGUUCCAUCGGACUCCAGGAGCGAGUACUGGCCGACCACGUGGUUGCCGACUCGGGUCUCGUGCUGGUCUUUUACGUCACCAGUGUGGGGGUCGUUGACACCGUAGGAGAAGCUCGACCAGAUCCGAGCAAGAGCACAAGAACCAUCACAACAAUGGCCGCAAAGUUUAUCGUUCUUGCUGCAUUAGUGGCGGCUGCGAGUGCCGGGGGCGUCAACGGAGGACCCGGGGCUGGCGAUGACUUCAGUUUCUCAUACGGAGUCAAAGAUCCCAACACCGGAGACGUGAAGGAUCAGCAUGAGAAACGCGUCGGCGGUAGCGUCGUCGGAAAAUACUCUCUCUUAGAAUCCGAUGGUACCAAGCGUGUUGUGGAAUACACCGCUGACCCUCACUCUGGAUUCAACGCUGUCGUCCGCAAGGAAGGUCUCGCCACCCAUCCUCCGUCCCCCCUGCAGCCCGGUGCUCGCGCUUUAGCUGGACCCGCUGGAUACGCUCCUGGAUCUCCUCUAGCCCACCCUGGAUACGCUCACCCUGGAGCGUAUGGUCCUCACGCCAAUCCUUUGGCUUACGGAGGCCUUGCUAACCCUCUGGCGUACGGACCCCACGCCAACCCUCUCGCGUUCGGAGCCGCAAACCCGUUGGCCUACGGAGCCCAUGGUCGUGGAUAUGCUGGUGCUCUCGCUAACCCCUUGGCUGCUGGUGCUUACGGUGGACUUGCCGGUCCCUUGGCCCAUGGAGCGUACCCUGGCCAUGCUGGCUAUGGCGCAUUCGGUGCAGCUGGCUACGGUGCUCCUGGAGCGUACGGGGCAUACGGACCCCACGCCGCGUUUGGACAUCAUGGUGCUCUAGGGCCUCUGGCUGGUCCCCUGGGUCAUGGCCCAUUGGCUGGACCUCUAGCCCAUGGCGCCCUUGCCCCCAACGGUCUCGCUCAUGGUGCUCGCUGGUAGUUAUCUAUUUAUUUAUUUGUUAUCGACUUCAAACGACGACUGUGUUUUUUUGUAACAAA